Molecule: messenger RNA, 2693 nt
Organism: Cyprinodon tularosa
Lineage: Eukaryota; Metazoa; Chordata; Actinopteri; Cyprinodontiformes; Cyprinodontidae
Product: Na(+)/H(+) exchange regulatory cofactor NHE-RF1-like
Exons: 6
Coding region: 282-1544 (420 amino acids)
Biological process (GO): protein localization to plasma membrane
Cellular component (GO): apical plasma membrane
Molecular function (GO): signaling receptor binding; protein-membrane adaptor activity
Source: RefSeq, a predicted model, not a curated record
CCUCCCUCUUCCUGAGUGGUUUUCCCACUUCUGCUGCAGCACCGAAACGCCUUUUCCAGCUGAGUGGGUUUAAUCAGGCUCAGAUGUGAUCUGGCAGACCAGGGUCAGGACCCCACUGGAGCCAGUCAGCUUUAAAACAGCAGCUUUGCGCCAACUCCUGUGAAACUGAUCGGGACCAUUUCCAGCGGAUUUAUCAACAGUUACGGGGGCUUAAUCGAAAACCAACUCAGUCACUUCCACUGGAAAAAGAAGCAACAGGUUGCAGGAGAGAGAAGCUCAUCAUGCCGACCAAGAGCCAGUAUCUGCGCCCCCGGCUCUGCACGCUGCACAAGGGGGACAACGGCUACGGCUUCCACCUCCACGGAGAGAAGGGCAAGACGGGUCAGUUCAUCCGCCUAGUGGAGCCCGACAGCCCGGCAGAGUCCUCGGGGCUCCGAGCCGGAGACAGACUGGUGUUCGUGAACGGCGCUGAGGUGGAGAGCGAGAGCCACCAGCAGGUGGUGUCCCGGAUAAGAGCCACCGUGGGCCCGCUGGAGCUGAUAGUGGUGGACCCGGACACGGAGCAGCUGCUGAAGAAGCACAACCUGAAGUGUCUAAAGGAGUACGUGACCGAGGGGCUCCCCUUACCUUUGGAGGAGGAGGAGGAGGAGGAGGGGGAAGAAGAGGAGAAGGAAACUGAGGAGGUGAAGGUGGUGAAGGAGGACACAGAGGCAGAGGGGACAGAAAACUGGGAUGUGGAGGUGGCAGAGGUGGAGAAUGGAGAGGUGGUGGAGGUGGUGGAGCAGGAGGUAGAGAGGGAGGAGGAGGAGGAGGAGGAGGAGACACCCAGGGAGCUCACACCGGUCCCGGUGUUACCAGAGAGGAACGGAGAAGUCCAUGAAGAGGUGGAGCAGAAGCUGAUUGUCAGCUCUGAAAAGGAGGUGCACAUCGAGCUGCGACCACGUCUGUGCGUGAUUCAACGAGGGUCCAAUGGAUAUGGCUUCAACCUGCACAGCGAGCGGGCGCGGCCGGGCCAGUACAUCAGAGCGGUGGAUGAAGACUCUCCAGCUGAGAGGGCCGGCCUGCAGCCUAAGGACAGGAUAGUAGAGGUGAAUAGUGUGUCUGUGGAGGGGAAGACGCAUUCAGAGGUUGUUGCCGCCAUUAAAGCGGGAGGAGACGUGACCCGGCUGCUGGUGGUGGACCCAGACACCGACGCCUUCUUCAAAAGAUGCAGGGUGACCCCCACCUCUGCGCACUUAAAUGGUCCUCUUCCAGAGCCUGUUGUUAAUGGGGAAACGGAAGAGAAGGUGAAUGGGAGAGUGAGCAAAGAAACAGAGAGGAACUCAAAGCUCUCAGUAAGUCCUUCGCCGUCCAACGCAUCGUCCAACACCUCCCUCACAACCCCGAGUGCAAACACUCCACCUGAGGGUUUUGUCACAAACGCCAUCCCGGCUCUCAACCUCACCCUGCAGCAGGUCAAAGAGCUCACCCACCAGAAACGCUCCAACAAGAGAGCCCCGCCCAUGGAUUGGACCAAGAAAAACGAGCUCUUCAGCAACCUAUAGGACACCUCAGUUCCCCUGAAACACACAUUUUUAUUUUUGGAAAUCUUUCCAAGAGAUAUCAGAGAGAGGUAUUUUAUUACGAUGAUGAUGAAAGAGAAGUACACCAUAAAGAGUUAAUGCUGUUCUGUAAAAAAUAGUAUUCUUCUAAGUAAUAUUCCUCAUGUUAUUAUAAUCCAUAUAUAAUACUGUUUAUUUUUAUGUUCUUCUAACCAGACAAUAUAUAUAAAGAUAUAUAUAUAUAAAAAACGCCGAUGAAACAAAGAUCUAAGUUCUCUUUUUCUGAGUGUGUGUCUUACCAAGCAUGUUUGUUUGACUCGUGAGGGAAUAUGAAGGAGCUGCAGAUUUUAAUGAAUCACUGUCCAAAAAAAACCUCAAACAGCUUGACAAUCAGUCAGUUAACAACUUUAUCCAUUUUUUUUUUUUUUUUUUUUUUUUUUACCAAAUUCUUAAUUUGUGACUUGUUAAAUGAAAGCCUAAAAAAAAACUUUCUGUGUCUGUAGGUUUAGUGGUUUGGGCAAAGUGUUUAAAAAGAAAUAAACAUAUCUCUUUAUUAUCUUUAUUCCAGCCCUAAAAGGUAAGCCACAAUGAUUUAUUGAAAUAUGAAUUAUUUCAUGUUUUUCUCUAAUAACACAUCAUAAAAGACAGAAAUAGUCUGUUUAUGCCGCCUUGCUAUAUAAAUGAUUUUACCUUAUAAGAAUGCAGAUAUGUUUUGGAGAUACAUAGAGCAAAUACUGCAAAUUAGAUUAGAAGUCUAAAGGAAAUGUAAAAUUUUAUUAGAAUAAAAGGAAGACUCUUUUUCUGACUUUUGUUCAAUUUUACACUUUUGAAAUACAUUUAUAUGCAUUGUGUGCUGCAUCUUUAUUUUAUUUUUCCCCCCACUCAAGUUUUCCCCCUUUUUGUAACUUCUUACAUCAUCCAUUAACGUUAUAGAACUUCCAUGUGUCUGUUGAAAAGAAGUAUCCCCACAGCAUAAUGCUGCCACCGCUUUGAUUCAGGUUAGGAAAGCUGAAAGCUAACUUUCAGCUGCUUGUAGAUUUUUGCAUGUAAUUUUAAACCUUGGAAAAAUUCUCUUUAAUGCCAUAUGCGAUAAUUGGGGUUUCUUUUUAUCUGCUUAGGAUUCAAUAGAAAUAGGUAUUUUGCUUUUAAAAU